Molecule: messenger RNA, 906 nt
Organism: Trichoderma asperellum CBS 433.97
Lineage: Eukaryota; Fungi; Ascomycota; Sordariomycetes; Hypocreales; Hypocreaceae
Cellular component (GO): mitochondrion
Molecular function (GO): oxidoreductase activity
Source: RefSeq, a predicted model, not a curated record
AUGGCGUCGACGGGAAAGCGAGAGGGGCAUCUUGAGAGGACGGCGGAGGAGCCGAGAGAUAAAGACCUUCAUGAGGUGCGGCUUGGUCGGGUUGAGCAAGUCAAUGAGAGAGUGAGGCUGUUUCGACUAGAUCUUGUAUCCGGCCCCAUAAAGUUCUUGCCCGGCCAAUGGCUCGACACAUACAUCCCCGACGUGCCCAAAGCAGGCGGCUUCACCAUCACGUCCGCCCCUUCAGCCGCCCUCACAGGCCCAUCGCCAUAUCUAGAGCUCGCAGUGCAGGAAUCGCCCGAGAACGAGCCCGCGGCGUGGCUGUGGCGGCCCGUGGACGCGAUUCUGGGCGCGACGCUGCGUGUUCGCGUGGGUGGCAGGUUUGUCUUUCCUCCUCAGAGUGGCAGCAGCGAGAGUUUUGAUGCCUCUACUUCUUCUUCUUCUUCUUCUUCUGCGUUGAAAAAGGUCGUUUUCAUUGCUGGGGGGGUGGGCGUGAAUCCCUUGAUCAGCAUGCUGAGCUACAUUGCCGAGGGCCAUGGGCAAAAUGGCGCUUUGGAUGUGAGCUUCAUGUACGCGAGCAAGCUUCCUACGAGCGGCAAUCUCUCGGAUAUCGUCUUUCUCGAUAGGAUUACUCGGGCUUUUGGAGAGGGCAAAGUCAAGGGCGGAGUGAAGCUGUUUAUAACGGCUGCUGGGGACGCGCUAUCGCAGCAGCAGGAGACUAGAUAUAUCAAUGGAGCUGCAGUGGAGGUUCGGCCACGCCGCCUUACGAUUGCAGACAUUGAGGCAUCGAUUGGAAGCGCGGACCACGAAGGCACGGUGGUGUAUGUAUGUGGACCGCCACCAAUGACCGAUGAGCUUGUUGAAAAGCUUGGGGCGGUGAUGGAUUCGCGACGUGUUUUGACGGAGAGAUGGUGGUGA